AUGUCGAAUCGGAUCGUGCCUUUGUCGAAGACUCCGAAACUCAAACAGUUGGCAAAGUUGCAGUGCAAUAUUUUCAGAACAACAUACAAUCCACAACAACUCAGAACAGAGGCCCACAUACUGAGAAAGCCUCUUAAAGGACAAAUUAUAUCCAACUACUAUGGACCAGCCGACUUCCCAACUCCGUUCCAAAUCGCCAAACUAUGGAAAUCGGACGACUUUAGACUUGUGAUCGAGAAGGAAGACUACAGACAGAGAAGAGUUAACAUGCUUAGAAAGAGAGGUAAAGGUGCUCCAACCAAACAGAAAGGUCCCGCCGACGCAAAGAAGAAGAAAUAG
This is a messenger RNA of Ogataea philodendri, 339 nucleotides long. RefSeq lists its product as uncharacterized. The coding region runs from base 1 to 339 and encodes 112 amino acids. Lineage: Eukaryota; Fungi; Ascomycota; Pichiomycetes; Pichiales; Pichiaceae. The record is from RefSeq and is a predicted model, not a curated record. Gene Ontology annotation, cellular component: mitochondrion. The transcript has a single exon.